Molecule: messenger RNA, 1057 nt
Organism: Nicotiana attenuata
Lineage: Eukaryota; Viridiplantae; Streptophyta; Magnoliopsida; Solanales; Solanaceae
Product: probable acetyltransferase NATA1-like
Exons: 1
Coding region: 125-832 (235 amino acids)
Molecular function (GO): N-acetyltransferase activity
Source: RefSeq, a predicted model, not a curated record
AAAACGAUUUCUAGGUAUUUUAGCGCUCUAUAUAAAGUAGUCCAUCUACUCCCACAACAACAUUCACAUUUCACACUAACCAGUAACCCCCAAAUUCACCUGAACAAAACCUUCUCUCUUAUCAAUGGCCGCCGCCGCACCUCCGCCGUCGCCGACGCCCGCUCCAGCUGUCAUCCGUGAGGACUUAGUUCCUACUGGCCACCAGGUCUUCUCCCGAAUCCGCCUCGCCACCAACGCCGACGUUCCCCAUAUCCACAAACUCAUCCACCAGAUGGCCGUCUUCGAGCGGCUCACCCACCUCUUCUCCGCCACAGAAUCUUCUCUCUCCGCCACUCUCUUCCCUGAGAACUCGCCGCCUCCCUUCACUACUUUCACCGUCUUCCUCCUCGAAGUUUCCCAAAACCCUUUCCUUCCUAUCGACAACCAAAACUGCACCAAUUUCAGCCCCAUACAUAAGACUAUAAAUCUGGAUCUCCCGAUAUCCGACCCGGAAGCUGAGAUGUUUAGAUCAGGCGGAAAUGAUGCAGUGGUUGCUGGGUUUGUGUUGUUUUUCCCGAACUAUUCGUCAUUUUUAGCAAAACCUGGGUUCUAUAUAGAGGAUAUAUUUGUGAGGGAGUGUUACAGGAGAAAGGGUUUUGGGAGGUUGUUAUUGUCUGCUGUGGCAGCUCAGGCGGCUAAGAUGGGGUACGGAAGAGUGGAGUGGGUGGUUCUAGACUGGAAUGUGAAUGCGAUCAGGUUUUAUGAGGAAAUGGGAGCUCAAAUCUUGCAGGAAUGGAGGGUUUGUAGGUUGACUGGUGGGGCCCUUGAAGCUUUUGCCAAUGUCAACAUUUGAGUCUUUAAUUUUCCACUGUUAUGUGUGAUGUAAUGGUGGUAUGGAAUUCCACUUUUUUAACAGUGAUUUUAAGUAGCAAUCUAAUCAAGAUAUUUCACCUACUUAUGGGAUUUGUUUUUUUGUUGUUCAUUUUCCUUUAAUUUCCUUCUCCUAAUUGCUUUCAGCUGCAGUGUAUUGUAUGUAUUGUGAAUUCUGUGUUUGGAGCAUUAUGGAAAUUUGUGGUUA